GUCUUUAAAUGAAAAAGCUGUAACUGUUUCUGCUGUAAAACUGAAGUGUGUGGUGGGGGGGUGGAGCUCAGUGUGAGGGUAGUGUACAGUGUUAUAAUCAUGCAGUGAUGUAGUGAUGGUAGUGGGUGUAAUUAGAUCUCUAUAGAGAUGAUGGUGGUGGAGGGGCAGUAGUGCAGACAGCUGGUGAGAGGUAAAGCUAAUUACACUCAGCCACACACACACACACACACACACACACAAAACAAUGCAUUAUUCCACUGAAAUUAGUAAAUUAUUGCAAAGUAAAAAUAACUUGUUUAUUAUAUAUUUUCUUAAAAUUAACCAGGUUUUUAAGAUUAGUUUACAUUUUACAUUUAGAACUUAAACAGCACUGCAUAAGGUAUUAUCACGUGUACUUUAUCAAUAUUUUUCAUAAAUAAUCAUAAGUUAUUGUUUAUGAUAAGAAGUGGUGGGUCCUGCUGGAGUAAUAAACCCUGUGAUUGGGUGGGGGGCAUGUGGGCAGGGUUUAAUACAGAAGGGGAGGAGCUUGUAUUAAUCUGCAGUUGCUCUCAGCAUAUUAUAGCUGUGGAAACAGUUGAAAGUGCAGUCCAGCCCGCAUCCCGGUGUGUGUGUGUGAGUGUGUGUGUAUGUUAGCGCGUGUGUGUGUUAGUGAGUGUGUGAGUGAUGUCGUGGAGCAGCUCCAGCAGUGGAUACUGCAGCACUGAUUCAGACUCAGAGCAGGAGCUCCAGCAGUUUUACACUGCUCACACUUCCACUUUCAGAAACAAACACACCCCAGCCGAGGAUGAUCCAGUCGACUGGAGAAAGCAGGAACUGUCCGUCAGCGAAAUCCAGCAGAAAGUUAAAGAAUACAAUGCUCAGAUCAACAGUAACCUCUAUAUGGUUCUGAAUCGGGAUGGGUCGUACACUGGUUUCAUUAAGGUCCUGUUUAAGCUGUCCCGCCCUGUGUCCCUGCCACCCCCUCGGAGUCCCUCCCCCCCUGCCUCAGGGCCAGAGGGGGUGGUGUUUACCCGCAGGACGUCCUUCUACCUCCCCAGAGACGCUGCUAAACACCUGCACGUCAGCUCUCACACACAGGUCAGAGAGGUCAUCACCGCCCUGCUCAACAAAUUCACUGUGGUGGACAACCCGGCCAAAUUCGCCCUGUUCGAGCGCAGCGAGCGCCACGGACAAGUGUAUCUAAAGAAGCUGGGUGAUGAAGAGCGUCCGCUGCAGCUGCGUCUGUGUGCAGGUCCCAGUGAGAAAUCCCUGAGCUUUGUGUUGAAAGAGAACGAGACUGGAGAGGUCAAUUGGGAAGCGUUCAGUCUGCCCGAGCUGAAGAACUUCAUGCGGAUCCUGCAGAAAGAGGAGGAGGAUCAUGUGAGACAGAUCAUCCGGCGCUACUCACUGGCCCGAGAGAAGAUGAGAGAAGCUCUGAAACAUUUCAGCACACCUGGAUGAUCUUAAUGCAGGAGAAAGGGGUUAAACUGGACGUUACCUCACUGCUGGACGAGACAGCAGCUAUAGGGCUAAAGUUCAAAUGAGAGCUGCCUGAAAUCCAAAGAGCUGAUGGAGGUUCAGAAGUGCUGAAUGGGGUGAAUUUAGAGGCAAAAUAAUAACCUAUAACUACCUAGAUCACCCACUGAGGAGAUUCAGACAAACACUCCACACUUGUGAUAGAAUUGCUCCUUUAAUGAUUCAAGAAAACUGAAAGUGGAAUAGUAGGAUGGCAGUAUAUUACAUUAUCAGCUGUGAAUUAACAGUUCCAAUAGUAAAGUAAAUGGUGGGGAUUCUCAGAAUGAGGGAGAUGUUGCAAUAAUUUUAACACAGCUUUACAGGGAACAACGGGUCUGUCUCAGAAAGCAGGAUUAGUUUAGUCAGCCAGACUUUAACCUUUAUUCCUUCUUAUAGCUCUCUCACUUACUGACUCACUCACUCACUCACUCAUGUUUAGCAGGCUAUAGAUUCUUCACAGAUUCUCCACACCACUAGAUCUAUUAUACAAUAUACUGCCAAAAGUAUCUGCUCCCCUUCUGUAAAGCUGCCAUUUGUUAAUACACAAUAAUGUUCUAUUAGUGGCAAUAUAUACUAUACAUAGUAUUUAAAUGAUUUUCCACAUUGUUAAUUAAAUGUUAACCACCAUCAUAAAAGAUUUUGCUAAAUUGAAACUUUGGCUGAGCUAAUGGUUUAUGAGACAGACUCCAGGUCAGUUUUUAAUUUAAUGGUGUACACACUGGAAGUGCUGCCUGCUGUGAGUCACCUCACAGUUUUUCUGAUGAUUUUUGUACUGUAACUCAGCUCAGAUUGAGCACAAAUCAUAUUCAGGAAGGUGAAGACUGGGAAUAAACUUUCUGUAACAGUGACUUAAUGACUUGUGUUUAUAGUUUAAAGAAUGCUUAAUGAGAAUUAAAUCAAAUAAGCACUUUCAACCUGCAGUGGAUACGUAGUCAUUAUAAACAUCUUAACUGUGAUUCUGUUAAGCCUCACACGUGUUUUUAAAAUGUGAGUAAUUGUUUAUCUAAACAAAAUGUGACAAUGUGCAUUUAUUAUUUUUUUUUUUGGAAGAAAUUAAUGAACUGUCUCAGAAUGUGUUCAUUUGGGGUGUUCUUUUAUGGUCAUACUUGUAAACUUGUAUACUUGUAAAAAUCCCCACAAAUACAUUAAUCUGUUUUGGGUAUACACACACACACACACACACACACACACACAGGCCUUUACCAGUGUACAUUAGAUUAUUAUAGAAAAUAGAAUUCUAGAAGCAAAAGAAGUGUUCUGUGUUAACAUGAAUCUAGAAUUAACAAAGGAUUAAAAAACAGAAAAGAUUCUUUAAAGGGGUACUAAACCACCCUCCACCCUCAGCUCAAAUUUUAAAAAGGCUACAAAAUGGGAGAAGUUAUCUGCCGGGGCACUGGGUGAUGUAUGGAUUUAGAGGUGGGGCAGGAGGGAGAGCUGAUUGGCUGACACAUCAUCCUCACCUAUAGCACAGUUGAACCUGAGAGGGCGCUGCAGAGGCGAAAUUUACAAUAAAGGCAUUUUUUUUAAAGGUUUAAAAAUGUUUAUAAAUUUUUUUAAGCAGGACUGAUAUGUUUCAUUACUUCAGAGAAACACAUUUCAGCUAUUAAUGAAAAAAAUAUAGAUGAUUUAGGGUUUAGUGGCUUUUUAAGCAAAAGAAGGAAA
Messenger RNA from Astyanax mexicanus (Mexican tetra), 3156 nucleotides. RefSeq names its product Ras association domain family member 1 (gene rassf1). The record is from RefSeq and is a predicted model, not a curated record. Gene Ontology annotation, cellular component: microtubule cytoskeleton; nucleus. Bases 664 to 1440 code for a protein of 258 amino acids. The transcript has 5 exons. Gene Ontology annotation, biological process: Ras protein signal transduction. NCBI's taxonomy places the organism in Eukaryota, Metazoa, Chordata, Actinopteri, Characiformes, Acestrorhamphidae.